Molecule: messenger RNA, 858 nt
Organism: Rhizoctonia solani
Lineage: Eukaryota; Fungi; Basidiomycota; Agaricomycetes; Cantharellales; Ceratobasidiaceae
Product: RNA polymerase I specific initiation factor
Exons: 5
Coding region: 1-858 (285 amino acids)
Biological process (GO): nucleolar large rRNA transcription by RNA polymerase I; transcription initiation at RNA polymerase I promoter
Cellular component (GO): RNA polymerase I core factor complex
Molecular function (GO): RNA polymerase I general transcription initiation factor activity; RNA polymerase I core promoter sequence-specific DNA binding; TBP-class protein binding
Source: RefSeq, a predicted model, not a curated record
AUGUCCUUUACUCCCCUGUUUGCGCUUUCCCCUCGUCCACACCGCACGCUGAUCCCCUCUACCAAUUCGAGAAAACAACACAUUCGAUUCACAUAUGACCUGUUACAUGUGUGUCUCCAGCGUGGGGAUCUGGUUCGAGCUCGAAGAGCAUGGGCGAUACUUGUAAAGUGUUCAGAAAUAGAUUGGAGGACGCUGUGGACUGUUGGGCUGGCACUAAUACCAGGCAGAGAGGGCGGUAAAGGAGGUAGAUCGACGAGGGACCACGUAAACUAUUUGAAGCGGGUCAAGUUGCAAAUACCCCAUCUUCAAGAAACGUUACUCAAAGAGACUAUUUUGGCCUUAAUUGAUCUAGAAGAAUACCAGGAAGCACUGGACGAAUUGGACCUGUACAUUGUUACAAUGCCAUUCGACCAAAACCCGGUGCUGCAUCUUUAUGCAGGGAUGUUGUGGCUUUUUACUGCUCAACCUCAAGCUGAAGUUUCAAUCGACUCGGUGUCAAAGGGAACUAGUAGAAAUGAUGUUGCGCGUUGGAAUGCGCCUCGUGUAGCAGCAGCUAAACGUCAUUUCCGACGAGCUAUCGCACUGGAUCCUGGAAAUGAAUUCGCAAGGGGGUGGUUGGAGCGACUGGAUCAUGGUGCCGCAGGAGAACAGCCAGAAGUAUCAAGUCUCGGAGCUAUGGAUGAUGAAGAUGAAGAUGAAGAGGCGAAUAUUAAAGAGGAGCCGGAUAUCACAAUGGCUAGCUACAAAGAUGAAGAUGACGAUCUCAUAGCACUUUCUAUAAAAAUGGAUACUGACUCGGACGAUGAUGACUUGGAUGAAGCAAGGCCCAGCAAACGACCGAGAGGGUACACAGAAUGA